CUACCUCCCUCUCUACUUCAGCUGCCGUUGCAUUUUGCGCCUCUUUGCCCUCUGGUUAGGUGUUUCCCAGUCUCAGGCGAACCCAAGCUCAUUCAAAACCAACCAUGGCGGACAACAAGGCAGUCACCAUCCGCACCAGGAAGUUCAUGACCAACCGCCUUCUCUCUCGCAAGCAAUUCGUCAUUGAUGUUCUCCAUCCAGGAAGGCCAAAUGUUUCCAAGACGGAGCUGAAGGAGAAGCUAGCUAGAAUGUAUGAGGUUAAGGACACAAAUGCAAUCUUUGUUUUCAAGUUCAGAACUCACUUUGGUGGUGGUAAAUCGACUGGGUUUGGGUUGAUUUAUGAUUCUGUUGAGAAUGCAAAGAAGUUCGAGCCCAAGUACAGGUUGAUCAGGAAUGGACUUGAUACCAAGGUAGAGAAGUCAAGGAAGCAGUUGAAGGAGAGGAAGAACAGGGCAAAGAAGAUUCGAGGAGUAAAGAAGACAAAGGCUGGAGAUGCUGCCAAGAAGAAGUGAGAAUAGUGAUGUUGUUGCUGAUUAUGUAGCCAUUGGUGCUUCUAGUAGCCAUGUUUUUGCAUUGAAAUGAAAUAUUAUGAUCAGUUUGGAUUUUAGAGGCAACUUUUGCCUAGUUUUGUUUUGUUUCGGAUUUUUAGUACCCUGAUGUGGACUAAGUUCAGAUAUUUAGCGAAAAUUUGCAGAUUAUAUGUCGACUUUCAUCAUUUCGUUCUGGUUGUAUCCCAUUGCUUUGAAGAUGCUUCUGAAUGUUUUGUGACA
Rosa rugosa (rugosa rose) is the source of this 770-nucleotide messenger RNA. Its product is annotated as small ribosomal subunit protein eS24z. The transcript is spliced from 5 exons. The record is from RefSeq and is a predicted model, not a curated record. Gene Ontology annotation, biological process: translation. NCBI's taxonomy places the organism in Eukaryota, Viridiplantae, Streptophyta, Magnoliopsida, Rosales, Rosaceae. Gene Ontology annotation, molecular function: structural constituent of ribosome. The coding region runs from base 105 to 512 and encodes 135 amino acids. Gene Ontology annotation, cellular component: ribosome.